AUGCCGCCAUUAAGAGUGCUUUGCCUGCAUGGUGCAGGGACAAAUACAAAGAUCCUUCAGUUCCAACUUCGUUCUUUGAUUCGUGAUCUGGAAUCAGAUCAUACUGCAACUUUCCACUUUACCGAAGGGAAUAUUGACUCUGGCCCUGGGCCUAACGUCGAGAACUUUUUCGAAGGCCCAUACUAUUCCUACUACAACUGGCCGCGGUCAUCAGAAGAUGACGGCAUUACUGUAGAAGAAGCAUACGAUCAAAUUUUGGACGUCAUUGAGACAGAAGGGCCUUUCGAUGCAGUGAUCGGUUUUUCGCAUGGCGGCACACUCGCAUGUGGGUUUCUCGCGCAGUGGUCAACGCGCCACCCAUACGAAGCGCCACCAUUCAAAUGCGCAAUAUUCUUCAACAGCUUACCUCCGUUUGUGGUCAGUGGGAAUGGAGACUUCAUUUUUGAGAAACAUCUCAAGGGUAGGCUAACCAUUCCCACGCUCCAUGUAGUUGGGAGAAGAGACUUCAUUUACGAGCAUUCUCUCAAGCUACACCAGAUCUGUGGGGAUAAGAAUGCAACCUUGAUGCUACAUGAUAGAGGACAUGAGAUACCCCAAGAGCCAAAAUUCGUAGCAAAGAUUGCGGCUGCGAUCAGGAGAUUGAGUCGAGAAAUCAUGUUCCAAUAG
Molecule: messenger RNA, 666 nt
Organism: Bipolaris zeicola 26-R-13
Lineage: Eukaryota; Fungi; Ascomycota; Dothideomycetes; Pleosporales; Pleosporaceae
Exons: 3
Coding region: 1-666 (221 amino acids)
Cellular component (GO): cytoplasm; nucleus
Source: RefSeq, a predicted model, not a curated record